Messenger RNA from Suillus fuscotomentosus, 872 nucleotides. RefSeq lists its product as uncharacterized. The coding region runs from base 322 to 711 and encodes 129 amino acids. The record is from RefSeq and is a predicted model, not a curated record. The transcript has 5 exons. NCBI's taxonomy places the organism in Eukaryota, Fungi, Basidiomycota, Agaricomycetes, Boletales, Suillaceae.
GAAAUUCGGGAAAUGUGCUCGACCAGCGUUUACUUUGACAACGGUUAACAGUAUCAUGCAUGCAGGUCAAUGACUAACUGUGGACUUCUUUCAGGCAGCCACCAAAGGGGUGACAAUAGGUGCUAUCGCGACCAAUGGAGAAAGUGACUCGCCAUUGGUGGUGCUCGGUAGUGAUCAGUCCUUUUAGAACAAUGGUUCAAUUCAGUGGACCAUUUCUCUGGCAUGGAAAUGCGAAGUUACCACACAAUCCACACCGGCUGGGCAUUCACGAUAACUUCAAGGCAGUCCUCCAAUUUCUAAUUUCCCUGACUCACCUCAGAUAUGUACACAACCCCCAAGAAGGAUCCUCGCAGUAUCAUGGGGACCGACCGGAGGCCAAACCCACUACGCUAUGUAAAUCUCAAGGAGUGGGACGAUGGUGCAUACGGUGAUAUAUCAUUCCAAGAAUCCCAACCGGAUACCCUCGAGGAGCCAUGGCCAUAUAGAUUCCAGAGUGGCGACAGCGUGUGGAUUCACUCCACAGGUUAUGACUGGUAUCAAGGGAAAAUUUCUGGCCUGCCUAAGGCUGCCCAGACGAAGAUGGGUGAUGGACUUUUUUGGCCUGUCACCUAUAAUCGUAAUAAGCGCAGAUAUGCAGCACCUCUCAAUGGCGAAUUGAAGCCUGAUACUCCGCCUAUAAGGAAGAUGUUGGAGGAGGCGGGCAUUUUGUAGUAAGGGGCUAGCACCUACUCAAGGACUCGAUGAUUCUACACCGUAUCAGUAGUAUUUAUGUUCUAUGUACAUAUAUGAUGACCGGCAUUGCAUUGUAAUCUAUUUAUCGACACUGUAGUAUUUUGUUGUUCUUCCUUCAAAGAGUCGUUCUCGGCUCUGUA